GGCAAAAACGAAUCAACGUGCUCAUAUGAAACGGAUUGGUUUUCGUUAUGGUGGUCAUAUGACGCCAUUAGUAAUGAUGUUAUUUUCAAAAUGAUGAUACGCUCAAAACUCAACAGUUUCUGGGCCGGAAUCUUCUUUGGUGACGAGCAACCGGUAAGAGAGAGGUCUAGAUUUGUUGGUGUAUGUAUUGAUCUGAUGGAUGGGCGUGUGGCGAGCGACGGUAUCGUACAGAUAGAUAACAUCACUAACAUCCAGCACUUGGUGUUCGACAAGAAGGAAGAUUCCUUGGUGACCGAAUUCUCUAGACCGCUAACGACUAGCGACUCAUCGGACGCCGAUCUGUCUCGUUGCAUUGUAAGUACCGUUGAGUCCGAUAUUCCAGGUUUCGUGAAACGCGCGGCCGCGACGGUUUGUGAAUACAGAAAGGGGAGGAGUACCGUAACCUGGAAAGCAGCAGGUGACAAUGUGGAGUUCCUUAUCGAACAAGACGCGAAGCGAGGAAAAUGGUGGUCGGGUAUUGGCAUUGGGAAGUCUAUGAGAUGUACAAUGUUGACGUAUAAGUUGCAUUUAAACACUUAUGCCAAGGUCAUUUGUUGUUGA
Angiostrongylus costaricensis is the source of this 600-nucleotide messenger RNA. Lineage: Eukaryota; Metazoa; Nematoda; Chromadorea; Rhabditida; Metastrongylidae. The record is from the annotation of a GenBank genome assembly.